Symphalangus syndactylus (siamang) is the source of this 2089-nucleotide messenger RNA. RefSeq names its product protein phosphatase Slingshot homolog 1-like. Gene Ontology annotation, biological process: protein dephosphorylation; negative regulation of actin filament polymerization. The record is from RefSeq and is a predicted model, not a curated record. Gene Ontology annotation, molecular function: actin binding; phosphatase activity. Lineage: Eukaryota; Metazoa; Chordata; Mammalia; Primates; Hylobatidae.
CGCAGCCAUGGCCCUGGUGACCCUGCAGCACUCGCCCGCGCCCAGCGCCACAUCCUCCUCGGCCAGCAACAGCGAGUUGGAGGCUCGCAGCGACGAAGAUCGAAAAUUAAACCUCAGCUUAAGCGAGAGCUUUUUCAUGGUGAAAGGCGCAGCCCUCUUCUUACAAAAGGGAAGCAGCCCUCAAGGCCAGCGGAGUCUUCAGCACCCCCACAAGCAUGCAGGUGACCUGCCUCAACAUCUUCAGGUGAUGAUCAACCUUCUGCGUUGUGAAGACAGAAUCAAGCUGGCCGUGCGCCUGGAGAGCGCCUGGAUGGACCGGGCCCGGUACAUGUUGGUGGUGUACAGCAGCGGGCGCCAGGACACCAAGGAGAAUAUCUUGCUGGGAGUGGACUUUUCCAGUAAGGAAAGUAAAAGCUGCACUAUUGGGCUGAUUCUCCGACUGUGGAGCGACACGAAAAUCCACCUUGAUGGAGAUGGUGGGUUCAACGUGAGCACAGCAGGAAGGAUGCACAUAUUUAAGCCUGUGUCUGUCCAGGCCAUGUGGUCUGCCCUGCAGGUGCUUCACAAGGCCUGCGAAGUUGCCUGGAGGCACAACUACUUCCCUGGGGGCGUAUCUCUCAUCUGCGCUACCUACUAUGAGAGCUGCAUCAGCUCCGAGCAGAGCUGCAUCAACGAGUGGAAGGCCAUGCAGGACCUGGAGUCCACACGGCCCGACUCCCCGGUGCUGUUUGUGGACAAGCCCACUGAAGGGGAAAAGACCGAGCGCCUCAUCAAAGCCAAGCUCCGAAGCAUCAUGAUGAGCCAGGAUCUAGAAAAUGUGACUUGCAAAGAGAUUCGUAAUGAAUUAGAGAAACAGAUGAAUUGUAACUUGAAGGAAUUCAAGGAAUUCAUAGACAGUGAGAUGCUACUUAUCUUAGGACAGAUGGACAAGCCCUCCCUUAUCUUCGAUCAUCUUUAUCUCGGCUCUGAAUGGAAUGCAUCCAAUCUGGAGGAACUGCAGGGCUCAGGAGUUGAUUACAUUUUAAAUGUUACCAGAGAAAUUGAUAAUUUUUUUCCUGGCUUAUUUGCAUAUCAUAACAUCCGAGUCUACGAUGAAGAGACCACAGACCUCCUCGCCCACUGGAACGAAGCGUAUCAUUUUAUAAACAAAGUGAAGAGGAACCAUUCCAAGUGCCUGCUGCGUUGCAAAAUGGGCGUGAGUCGCUCGGCCUCCACUGUCAUAACCUAUGCAAUGAAGGAAUUCGGCUGGCCUCUGGAAAAAGCAUAUAACUAUGUGAAGCAGAAGCACAGCAUCACGCGCCCCAACGCAGGCUUCGUGAGGCAGCUGUCUGAGUAUGAAGGCAUCUUGGAUUCAAGCAAACAGCGGCACAACAAGCUAUGGUGUCAGCAGACAGACAGCAGCCUCCAGCAGCCUGUGGAUGACCCUGCAGGACCCGGCGACUUCUUGCCAGAGACCCCAGAUGACACCCUGGAAAGCCGGCUGCCCUUCUUGGAUGAUGCUGCCCAGCCUGGCUUAGGGCCCCCCCUGCCCUGCUGUUUCCGGCGACUCUCAGACCCCCUUCUGCCUUCCGACGAGGAUGAAACUGGCUGCUUGGUCCACCUGGAGGAUCCGGAGAGGGAGGCUCUGUUGGAGGAAGCUGUUCCACCUGCAGAGGUGCACAGGCAGGCCAGACAGCCCCAGCAAGGUUCGGGACUCUGUGAGAAGGAUGUGAAGAAGAAACUAGAGUUCGGGAGUCCCAAAGGCCGGAGUGGCUCCUUGCUGCAGGUGGAGGAGACGGAAAGGGAGGAGGGCCUGGGUGCAGGUUGGUGAGGGCAGCUUCCAACCCAGCUCGAUCAAAACCUGCUCAACUCGGAGAACCUAAACAACAACAACAGCAAGAGGAGUUGUCCCGACGGCAUGGAGGUAGGCAGAGCCCGGCCUGCAGGGUGGCACACCUCAUCUCUUCCAUCCCACUCUGAUUGGUCUACCUCAGUCUCUGUAGCAGGGACUACAGGCACCCGCCACCACACCCAGCUGAUUUUUUUCUGUUGCCUCUGCUGGGCCGCCAGCUCCCAUCUCCAGGGACCUGAGGAUUUUUUCAGAGGGUGA